AUGCGCUUUAUUGUCUUCAUCUUGCCUGCCGCUUCGGCCCACAUUAUUUUCAACACGGGCGACGUGGUCAUGGCGUCUCCGGCAGCUAACGUUGAGACCGUCCCGCUGGAAAGGGGUGGAACGAGAUUUCUACGCGCAAGAGACAGCGAUUUAAGCGAUGAAGAAAGGAUGAAUCAUCUAGAUGGGUUUGCAUUGCGAUUUAGUCGCUCUAGCGAGUCAUUACCCAAAGAGGAAGUGGCAGAAGUUUCAGCAAGGUCAAAUCCGUACAGGUCUUACGUGGUUGAUGCAACAAACGACGUAGAUCCAGCUCUUCUCGAAAUAUUAUCAAUCGUGAGAUGUAUACAUUCAGACGAUCUGAAGAGACUUAAAAUGAGUAAUCUACACAACGAUGAAUUGGAUCAACUGCUGACGAGAAUUCGCGGGAACGAGACUGCGAUGAAACACUUUCCUCUGUACAUGGAUUACACUACGCCAGACACGGAGAAACUUUUCAAGGUAAUUUUUCGGGGGAAAGGAGCUGUUCAUAGAGAGAAGAAAGAAGCUUAUGACUUAUUGGCGGAAGCUCGCGAAUUAUAUGCCUCAUUGACCAAGCCAUAUCGAGCGAUAUAG
This is a messenger RNA of Peronospora belbahrii, 609 nucleotides long. The record is from the annotation of a GenBank genome assembly. Lineage: Eukaryota; Oomycota; Peronosporomycetes; Peronosporales; Peronosporaceae.